ACCACGUGAUGUCAGCGCGCGCGCACGCAGAUAAGGGGAGCGAGCGAGCAGUGGGCAGAGAGACCGGGUCAUCUCUGUCAUUGUAGAGCAUCGCGGAUGAAAGUCCGGUCGUUUUCAGAUCUGCAUCACGGGGAAAGGCCCCGUGCUUCCCCCGCGGAUACCUCCAACUUACCGCAAGACGGAAUGGAGGGCAGAACGCCGUCAAAUCCACGGGAACUCACCCAGAACCCCCUGAAGAAGAUUUGGAUGCCGUAUAAAAAUGGCCUUCCUGAAACACACAUUUCUCAGAGAAAGGUAUGUAUGACCAACUGUCCCACCCUGAUUGUGACGGUGGGCCUUCCUGCAAGGGGGAAGACCUACAUCUCCAAGAAGCUGACCCGCUAUCUCAACUGGAUCGGGGUGCCCACCAGAGAGUUCAAUGUCGGCCAGUACAGGAGGAAGUGUGUCAAAAUCUACAAGUCCUUUGAGUUCUUCCGUCCGGACAACGAGGAGGGGUUAAAGAUCAGGCGACAGUGUGCUUCAGCGGCGCUGAAUGAUGUGCGGCAAUACCUCGCAGAAGACAGAGGCCAAGUUGCUGUGUUCGAUGCAACAAACACCACCAGAGAAAGAAGGGAAACCAUUAUCAAGUUUGCAGAGCAGAAUGGCUUUAAGGUAUUCUUCGUGGAGUCUGUGUGUGAAGACCCAGAUGUCAUACAGGAAAACAUAGUGCAAGUGAAGCUGGGUAGCCCCGAUUACACCAACACUAACACAGAGGAAGCCGUGGAAGACUUCAUGAUGAGGAUUAAGUGUUAUGAAAACUCCUAUGAGACGCUGGAUGAAGUCCUGGACAGGGACCUCUCCUACAUUAAAAUCAUGGACGUGGGUCAGCGGUACUUGGUCAACAGAGUGUUGGACCACAUCCAGAGCCGGAUCGUCUACUACCUCAUGAACAUCCACAUCACGCCGCGCUCCAUCUACUUGUGCCGCCACGGAGAGAGCGAGCUCAAUGCCAGGGGUCGAAUUGGAGGAGACUCGGGCCUCACAGCCAGGGGCAAGGAGUUUGCUCAGAAGCUGGGCCAGUUCAUCCAGGCCCAGGGCAUCAGAGACCUGAAGGUGUGGACCAGUCAGAUGAAGAGAACCAUCCAGACAGCCGAGGCUCUCGGCGUGCCCUACGAACAGUGGAAGGUCUUGAAUGAGAUUGACGCCGGUGUGUGUGAGGAGCUGACGUAUGAGGAGAUCCAGGAGCACUAUCCUCUGGAGUUCGCCCUGAGGGACCAGGACAAAUACCGCUAUCGCUACCCGAAAGGAGAGUCCUAUGAGGACCUGGUGCAACGGUUAGAGCCCGUCAUCAUGGAGCUGGAGAGGCAGGAGAACGUGCUGGUCUUCUGUCACCAGGCUGUCAUGCGCUGCUUGUUGGCGUAUUUCCUGGACAAAACAGCAGAGGAGCUGCCGUACCUGAAGUGUCCACUGCACACAGUGCUGAAGCUAACCCCAGUGGCCUACGGCUGUAAAGUGGAGUCCAUCUGCCUCAAUGUGGAUGCAGUCAACACACAUAGAGAAAGACCAGAGAAUGUGAACAUCCAUCGAACCCCUGAAGACGCCCUGCAGACCGUCCCUCUUCAUCUCUGACAGGCUGCUGUUGGAGUUGAACCUCUCGCUCUCUCUCAUCCUCGUAAAGGACUCGUCUUUUUUCUUCUUCACCUGCUCACACUGGUGACUGUCUGGAUGAUGUGCUUCCUCCUUCAACACCUCUGGCAAACAUCUCUCUCUCAGCACAACCUUAUCUCUGUCUGUAUUAUUAUUACUCCUUUAAAGGGUUUUGGAGGAGCUCAGCCUGAACAUGAGACGAGUGUUUGGGUCUCUGUUCACAUGUGGUGCUCAACACAGCUUGUCCAAAUGAUCCUGCACCUAGCAGGUUUUCAACACUUGGGUCACAGCAGAUUCCUGUCUUUUACUACACUUAGUAUGGUUUCAGUGUGUUGAUACUGUGCAGCAGUAUUGACACAGCAGUAUUAACCAUGUGGUUUCAUGAAUUGAUCAUGUGACUUUAUGCUACGUUUGAUGUGUUGCCGUAUUGUGCAGUCGUUACAUGCCAAGGUGUUUUUAGUGGUAAUGUGCAAUCUGAAGGUUACAAACCUACUUUAAACCAUGUUUUUUUGGGCAGUGGUAACUUAAGGAACAAACGACCAGGCAGUGUCAUUAAAUAUGAGAUUUUCUAUGCUGAAAACACUCACUUAAAAUUUUAUAUUGGAUGGAGGCACAAACAUAAUGUGUGUCAUGUACAACACCAAUGAAAUAGAUGCUAUGUAAAUCAUUUUACACACAGACUAUCAGUGAAAUUAAAACAUGUACAGAACAUGUGUGAACGCACAAGGUAAUGCAAAAACUGAACAGGAGCUCAAAGCUGUUGCUGUUGACAUGGGUCAUGAGUAACUCUACUGUAAUAAAACGGGUUAUUUUUUACAAAACUGCCUGUCAUGACUUCUGAUGUGUAUUGUAGAUGUUGUGAUCACAGAAUUGGUUGGAACUAAUAAUUAUUUCUCAUAUCGAUUAAUGUGCUGAGACCUGUGAUGGAACACUGACAAUACAUGAUGGUGAGUGUCCAGAUAACUAUAUCUGUUAGUGAAUAGGUUCCUCAACCAAUGCUACUUAAAAGUGCAGCCGUACAACCCUGCACAGCAGCUUUGUGUGUGACUUUGUGUGGGAGACCGUGCAUGUCCAGUAAAUACUCCUGAAGAGUAAAGGCACAACAUAUUUUAAUCAUAUUAUAAAAAUGCCAAUUUCUUCUCCAAAAACUACAGCCUUCUGUUAAUUUGGGAUUACACUGUAAAUGUGAACAAACACCACAGAAGGGUUCAUAUGCAGUCGAUGAUGUGUAUGUAUUACUUCCUCUUUCUCACAGCUGAAGUAACUGCAUGCGAGAUGUGUCAAAAACAACUUCCUCAGAAGCAGAA
Molecule: messenger RNA, 2933 nt
Organism: Monopterus albus (swamp eel)
Lineage: Eukaryota; Metazoa; Chordata; Actinopteri; Synbranchiformes; Synbranchidae
Gene: pfkfb4a
Product: 6-phosphofructo-2-kinase/fructose-2,6-biphosphatase 4a
Exons: 14
Coding region: 97-1608 (503 amino acids)
Biological process (GO): fructose metabolic process; fructose 2,6-bisphosphate metabolic process
Cellular component (GO): cytosol
Molecular function (GO): fructose-2,6-bisphosphate 2-phosphatase activity; ATP binding; 6-phosphofructo-2-kinase activity
Source: RefSeq, a predicted model, not a curated record